AUGACCGGCAGAAUGCUCUCGAUCAGCUCCGUCGUGCUGCGCGACGGCGCCUGGAGUAAGAAGCUGUUGGGUGAUGCCGCCUUGCUUCGCGACGCCCGAUUGCCUCCGCCUGUGCCGUUCGCGCGGGCCGCCAGCAUCACGACGCGCCCCUUGGCGGAUGAGGUGCACGACGUAUCGACGCAAGAGUAUGCCGACGAUAUCUAUCAGACGUGGUCGCUUUCCCGCCCGAACCCGCUGGGGGCCAUGGCGGGAGUGCUUGCCUUUAACGCCAUCCUCGAUCGUGAAUUUCGGGAACAGGGAGGUUUUGCCCAUAAUCCUGAUAAAGAGGUGUGCGUGUGCCUGCGAUGGUGGGCCCUGGGCCCUGCGCUGCUAUGGGGGCGCUUCUUUCCCAAGGGGUCCAUCUUCCAGUGUGCUCGCGCUGUCUUGCGCGGCCGUCGGCCAGUGUUUGAUCCUCGGAACCCAGGGGCUUCUCCGACAUGCAGAUUCAUGUCCGAAUCCCAUGUCCUUAAGUCAUUCGGGAUCACGGACAUCAGGGCCGAGCUGACGAUGCAACGGUUACGACAGUGGCAACGCCUCGUUCGCUAUCCUGCUGAUGGCAGACAGGUCCUCACGACGCUGUUUGGAAUUUCCGGUGGCUUCGAGGAGGGCGGCACUUUCGCCCCGUCUGGCAUGAUCGCCGGCACGGCUAACCCCUGGGCGAGGCAGUUUGGGCAGGAUGUCGGGGCCCUGCUGUGCCUUAGCAAUGGCCCUGAGUUUCUUGCGUCGCACUCGAUUCUGGAGAUCCGCACUAUCACUCAGGCCUUCUUUCCUGUGGUCGCCCGCGUGGCCCCCCGCAACGCCCGGGCCAUCGGCGCGUUGGAUGCGGCGGUGUACCGCGUGAUCCUCCUGGUGAGGGGCCAUCCGAUUUGCCGGGCCAUGAGACAGGAAGUACCAUUAUGGAACGCCCUCGGAGUUCCACUCCCGCACCGGCGGCUGGCCUUGUUGGGAGCUGUACGUCAGCAGGGCGAGAGAGUAGGGGCCGCCAGUGCGGAGACCAUCGCCGACUACCUAGGCGGGAUCAAGGCGGGCCCCGCGAUCACGAACGAGCAGAUGCGCGACAAGGUGCGCCAUUGCCGCAUCUCAUUCACGCACGGCAGGAAUAUUAUGCAGAUUCACGUGGCUGCGGACGCCGCAGGAUCACGCAGCGACAGCCUCAUGCAGGUGAUGCUGGACAUUAUUGAGCAGGUCUUCGGCCAGGACAGAGCCGACAUCACGAACGAAAUGUCGCGAUCCUCGGAGCUGGAGCAGGACCCGGGGCCCCUGCUGCGCGAGCUGCGCUACCGCACCUGCCUGGAGCAGCCGCCCCCCGCCGAGCGGGCGGAGCUGGAGAGGAGGUUCUGGGAGCCGCUGCGCGCGCUCCGUGCCGCGGGCGAGGGCUGGUGGCGCGCCCCGGCGGCCACGGAGGCGCUUUCGCGGCAGCUGGACGAGCAGGGGUUCGUGCUGAUCGACGGGUUCCUUCCCGACGUGCAGGUGCGUCGGCUGCGGGCCUGCGCGGAGGGCCUGUACCAGUCCUCGGCCAUGGCCUCGGGCGCCACCACAGGCGGCUCCAGCCGUGUGGGGCUUCCACACCGUGGCGACUUCGAUUGGUUAUGGCGGCUCCAGCGAAGUGGAGAGCACGGUCAGCGAGCUGUCCUCCUGCGUUGCGGAGGCGAUCGGGGUGCUGCAGGUGGGCGCGGAGCACGCCGGCAACGCGGCCGUGGCGUCCGCCCUGGGCGGCGUGCGGUGGUGCUCCGAGAUGAUGCUGACGUGUUACCCGGGCGAGAGCAGGGCCCGCUACUUCAGGCACACCGACAACUCCUCGGGCAACGGCCGCCUCCUCACAGGCAUCCUCUACCUCAACGAGGGCUGGCGGGAGGACCACGGCGGGGAGCUGCGGCUCUUCCAUCCAGGCGAGCAGAACCUGCGGAUCAAGCACGAGGUGGAGCCCAUCUGGAACCGCCUGAUCCUCUUCUGGUCCGACUCGCGGUGUCCACACGAGGUGCUGUCCGCGUGCCAGGACGACCGCUACGCGGCCACGGUCUGGUUCUACGACAAGCAGAACCCCUCGAUGCUCAUGAUCCCAAGGACGUCCUUGGCGCGCGUUCUUUGGCGGCUGCCGCCGCUGCCGCCCUUCCAGCGGUGGACGACGCCGACCGAGGGCACGCGGAGGUGGCCGAGGGGCGGCGGCUUGGAAGCGGCAUUCGGCGGCUCGAGGCCGUCUUCGGCGGCCCCAAAGUGGCCCUUGGCGGCUUGAAGGUGGCAGGCAGGCGCGUCUGCGCCGCCGCCGCCCGCGGGUGCGCAGCCGCCGGCGGGAGCGCGGCCGCCGCCAGUCACGGUCGGGAGGGGAUUAAGGUCCGAGCUACGCUCGGAUACGCAGAGCUGCGCAGCGCUAUCGGCAGGCUGGGGAUCGAGAAGUGA
Molecule: messenger RNA, 2436 nt
Organism: Prorocentrum cordatum
Lineage: Eukaryota; Dinophyceae; Prorocentrales; Prorocentraceae
Source: the annotation of a GenBank genome assembly